This is a messenger RNA of Theobroma cacao (cacao), 2146 nucleotides long. RefSeq names its product glycosyl hydrolase 9C1 (gene GH9C1). The record is from RefSeq and is a predicted model, not a curated record. Gene Ontology annotation, biological process: carbohydrate metabolic process. Gene Ontology annotation, molecular function: hydrolase activity, hydrolyzing O-glycosyl compounds; carbohydrate binding. Lineage: Eukaryota; Viridiplantae; Streptophyta; Magnoliopsida; Malvales; Malvaceae.
AAGAAGCAUAUAGGCAGGGUUCGGACAAAUAUUGUAGUGUCUUUUGAGUUUUGAGUAAAGCUCAGCCCAGGCUCCCUAAUCAUGAACAACUUAAACUUGGUUGUCUGCCUUACCCUGGUUGGGCUAGUUGGAUUUCAGGCGGCCAUUGCAACAGCUGAUCAGUUCAACUAUGGUGAAGCUCUUGACAAAACCUUCAUGUUUUUCGAGGCACAAAGGUCUGGUAAACUACCCGUCGACCAGCGUGUCAAGUGGCGCGGUGACUCAGGCCUCAAGGACGGCUCUCAUCAAGGGGUGGACUUAGUAGGAGGAUACUAUGAUGCAGGGGAUCAUGUGAAGUUUGGGCUCCCUAUGGCUUUUAGUGUGACAAUGCUUGUAUGGGGAACUAUUGAAUACAGGAGGGAGAUCACUAAUUUAAACCAAAUGAGGCAUACUCUAUGGGCGAUCAGAUGGGGCACUGACUACUUCAUCAAGGCUCAUACUCAGCCCAAUGUUCUCUGGGGACAGGUUGGGGAUGGGGACUCUGACCACUAUUGUUGGGAGCGCGCAGAAGACAUGACAACUCCUAGAACAGCUUACAAGCUCGACCAGGAUCAUCCUGGUUCAGACCUUGCUGCUGAAACUGCUGCUGCUUUAGCUGCAGCUGCAAUAGCUUUCAAGCCCUACAACUCUUCUUAUUCAGCACUCCUCCUAGUUCAUGCCAAACAGCUUUUCUCAUUUGCGGAUAGAUUUAGAGGCCUAUACGAUGACUCCAUCCAGUGUGCUAAGCAGUUCUAUACAUCAUCAGGUUAUUCGGAUGAAUUACUGUGGGCUGCCACUUGGCUAUUCCGAGCAACUGGUGAGGAGAACUAUCUGAAGUAUGUUGCAGACAAUGCUGUCUACAUGGGUGGAACUGGAUGGGCAGUCAAAGAAUUCUCUUGGGACAACAAGUAUGCCGGUGUGCAAAUCCUUCUUUCAAAGGUAUUGAUGGAGCAAAAAGGUGGUGCAUACACUUCAACAUUAAAGCAAUAUCAGGCCAAAGCAGAUUACUUUGCUUGUGCUUGUCUGCAAAAGAAUGAUGGGUACAAUGUCCACCUCACCCCUGGAGGUUUGAUGUAUGUGCGUGAAUGGAACAAUUUGCAAUAUGCUUCAGCUGCGGCAUUUCUUCUUGCUGUGUACUCUGAUUAUCUCUCUGCUGCGAAAGCCAAACUCACUUGUCCUGAUGGCCAAGUUCAACCUAAUGAAGUUCUAAAUUUUGCCAAGUCACAGGCUGACUACAUUCUAGGGAAAAAUCCCAAGUCUAUGAGCUACUUGGUUGGUUACGGACCAAAAUAUCCUAUUCACGUCCACCACAGAGGUGCUUCAAUUGCCUCUAUCACAGUUCUUCCUCAGACAGUGAGCUGCGUCCAGGGAUUUGAGGCCUGGUACCGCCGCCCCGAAGCAGAUCCUAAUGUCAUCAACGGAGCACUCGUGGGAGGACCUGAUCAGAACGAUAACUUCAGUGAUGACCGCUCCAAUUAUGAGCAGACCGAGCCUACACUUUCUGGCUCUGCACCGCUUGUAGGUCUCUUCUCUAAGCUGGAAAACCUAUUUGGAAACAAAGGUCCAUACCAUAAAGGAUCAGCAACAACAGACCAACCAAAACAAAACUACCAUCUCCAGCAGACACCGGUACCCAGCACAACAUCUUCAGGUGGUGUCCCAGUUGAGUUCCUUCACUCAGUAACCAGCUCAUGGAAUGUUGGGAAAGCGACAUACUACCGCCACAGGGUAAUAAUCAAGAAUACAUCUGGAAAGCCAAUAACAGAUCUUAAGCUGCUGGUCGAAGAUCUCUCAGGGACCUUAUGGGGACUCUCUCCAACUCCUGUCAAGAACACCUACAAGCUUCCACACUGGCUUAGAGUCUUGAAACCUGGUUCGGAGUGCAGUUUUGUUUACGUUCAAGGAGGGCCCCAAGCCAAGGUUUCAGUUCUCGGCUACCAUUGACUCCUGCAACACUUCCUACCCACAUAAUUUCCACACAUUGGGAGUCUGGGACCCUAAAGCUCCGCCCGAAAAUUGUAAUUUACAUAUUUAAUAUACAAUUUAACGAUAAGUUUCAGAAGAUUCUUAAUGAAUAUCAACUUCACGUCCUUGGUAUGGUAAAAACAUAUCAAGGACCUUUUAUCAA